AUGGGAACUCUGAAUUGUUCAGUAAUCACACCGAGAAAUAAUAACGACGACGACAACGAUGAAGACGAUGAUGACGUUGAUGAAGACGAUGAUGACGUUGAUGAAGACGAUAAUGACGUUGAUCAAGACGAUGAUGACGUUGAUGAAGACGAUAAUGACGUUGAUGAAGACGAUGAUGACGUUGAUGAAGACGAUAAUGACGUUGAUGAAGACGAUGAUGACGUUGAUGAAGACGAUAAUGACGUUGAUGAAGACGAUGAUGACGUUGAUGAAGACGAUGAUGACGUUGAUGAAGACGAUAAUGACGUUGAUGAAGACGUUGAUGAAGACGAUGAUGACGACGUUGAUGAAGACGAUGAUAACGUUGAUGAAGACGAUGAUGACGUUGGAGGAGGCGGAGGAGAGCGGCGACGAAGAAAAUAA
This is a messenger RNA of Ruditapes philippinarum (Manila clam), 423 nucleotides long. Its product is annotated as prostatic spermine-binding protein-like. NCBI's taxonomy places the organism in Eukaryota, Metazoa, Mollusca, Bivalvia, Venerida, Veneridae. Bases 1 to 423 code for a protein of 140 amino acids. The record is from RefSeq and is a predicted model, not a curated record. The transcript has 2 exons.